Messenger RNA from Culex pipiens pallens (northern house mosquito), 1378 nucleotides. RefSeq names its product dehydrodolichyl diphosphate synthase complex subunit nus1 (gene Tango14). Gene Ontology annotation, cellular component: endoplasmic reticulum membrane; dehydrodolichyl diphosphate synthase complex. The transcript is spliced from 2 exons. The coding region runs from base 226 to 1056 and encodes 276 amino acids. NCBI's taxonomy places the organism in Eukaryota, Metazoa, Arthropoda, Insecta, Diptera, Culicidae. The record is from RefSeq and is a predicted model, not a curated record. Gene Ontology annotation, molecular function: ditrans,polycis-polyprenyl diphosphate synthase [(2E,6E)-farnesyl diphosphate specific] activity.
ACUUGUCAUCGAUGCCAACAACCGAAGAACCACCUCAGUGCAGUUCAGUUCAGAAGUUUUUCCUGCACAACCGAAAACCGAAUCCGGGUUUGUUCCGCCGUUCUUGGCGUCGGGUGUCGUCCUGCGGUUUCUGUCGCUAUGCAGCCAAAGAAUCUUCUUCCUCAGUAACCUGGUCAGCUAGUUAGUCGCGUAAAUUUAGUGGCAUUUAUCGAAUAAGAAACAGAAAUGGCAACUCCGGGCGUGCUGCUGCGGCAGAAUCUGCCGGCACGGGCCGUUCUGCUGCUGGUGCAUUUCCUGUACAGUUUGGUCGAGCGGUUGCUGCAGUUCUUCCAGCGUUUCCAGAAAAGAUCGCGGACAGAAUCGAUCCGCCAGGAGGACGACGACAGCUGCUGGGAGAACCGGUUACGGCGCGAGUCGGCCUCCGUCGAGUACGGCGUCCGCGGACUGACCAAAGUCCCGGCGCACCUGGUGGUGAUGCUUGGGCCGGAGGAGCCCGACUAUCGGCAGCUGGCGCGCUUCAUCUGCUGGGGCCUGGCCGCCGGAGUGGGCCAUGUGAGCUUCUACGACCAUCGGGGCACCCUCAAGCGCAACCACGCCCGCGUCCUGGAGCACAUGGUGCGACUUCCGCGCGCCGACAGCGACCAGAUCGUGUGGACGGCCCAGCUCAAACCGGGCCUGCCCAUCCCGCCACGGAACGGCUACCGGCGCCGGCUGGUGGUCAGUUUCUUCAGCCCGCAAGAGGACGGCCGUGGCCAGUUGGUGCAAACUGCCCGCACCAUGGGGCAGGAGCUGAGGGAUGGGAGGAUCAACUCUCCGGAGGACAUUACCAUCGAGGCGGUAGACCAGCGGCAACGCGAUCACUUCCGGGACGUGCCCGACCCGGAUCUGGCCGUGUACUACGGCGCGGUUUGCUGCACGUACGGACUGCUGCCGUGGCAGAUUCGGCUGACGGAGUUUGUGCAGGUGCGCGCGCCCAGCUUACGGGACACCGGCCCGGACCACCUGGUGGACUGCCUGUUCCGGUUCGCCAAGUGCGAGCAGCGGUUCGGGAAGUGAGGUGUUAAGGCAGCAACGUGUGUGUGUACAUAAUUCUUAUGGACUCGUUUUGGACCGCGCGCGGGGAUAGUCCGCGGAAUCCGUCAAUCCGGUAGUAGUUUAAGAGUAGCGCUAGUUUCGACACGAGAAAAGACUAUUCACAACCUCCAUCCCAUUACUAGCGUUAAAGUGUACGAACUCUCGGCGCAGCUGCGGGGGGCUUAUUAGGCAAUCAAGUGGAACCGGAAGCUUCCGGUUCCGGUGCAUGUUUUGCAGAACUCAUCUUAAAAUACGUGUAACAUUAUUGUAUAGCAAAUAAAAAGGUUCAUUGUGGAAUUAGAAC